This is a messenger RNA of Macrobrachium nipponense, 1269 nucleotides long. Its product is annotated as piggyBac transposable element-derived protein 4-like. The record is from RefSeq and is a predicted model, not a curated record. The transcript has 3 exons. The coding region runs from base 1 to 1269 and encodes 422 amino acids. Lineage: Eukaryota; Metazoa; Arthropoda; Malacostraca; Decapoda; Palaemonidae.
AUGAAAGCUCCAAUUCUGAAGAAGAACUGUCUUCUGAAGAAAGACACUUCUGAUGAUGAAUAUAUUAAUUCAGAAACAGGAAGCAGUUCAUCAAGUGAAGAGUCUCUCCAUGAUGAUUCUGAAAAUCAAAUCACUGAAGAAGAGCAAGAAAAUGAGGAAGAAAAUGAGGAAGAAAUUUUGAAUGAAGACACAAGUCCACCAAAUGCCGAGUGGACAAAAGUGACUAAGAAAGCUCGACAACAUGGAUUUACUGGGAAAGAAGAACUUUGUUAUCAAUCAAUCUAUAAAUCAGGAUCUGAUGUUAUAAUUGAUGAGAGUAUGGUGCCUUUCAGAGGCCGUGUCAUUUUCAGACAGUACAUCCCUGGAAAGAGCCAUAAGUAUGGAUGCAAACUGUUCAAACUUUGCACUCCUGAUGGAUACACUCUAAACAUGGAGUUAUAUACUGGUGUAGGAGUAGCUACUCCACCUCUAAGUAAGACUGAAUCUCUUGUAGUAAGACUCCUUGCAAAUCAUAUGGAUAUUUUCUUAGGAGAGUAUCUUCUUCAGCGGAAGACUUACCUAUGUGGCACAGUAAGAGUCAAUAGAAAGUAUCUUCCAAAGUCAGUUACAAAAGCAAAACUAAAGAGAGGUGAAAUUAAAGCCUUAGAAAAUAAGAAUGGAUUGAAAGUAUUCAAUUGGAAAGAUAAAAGAUAUGUUGUGACUCUAUCAACAGUUCCAGAACAUGAUGCUACUCUAAUCAACACAGGUAAAGUCACAAGGACUGGUUUACCUAUCAAGAAACCUCAAAGUGUGUUAGACUAUAAUAAGUGCAAGAAAGGAGUUGAUUUAUCAGAUCAAAUGUCAUCAUAUUAUUCACCUCUGAAGAAGUCAAGAAAAUGGUACAGAAAAGUAGCAUUAGAAUUUAUUGCUGGUACUUCUAUAGUGAAUGCUUGGGUACUUUACAAUAAGUACUUUGCUGUCAAGAAAAUGUCAUUACGUGCAUUCAAGGAAUCUAUUGUCUUAUUCUAUACUAGUAGUAUCAUGAAGGAAAAAAACAAACCAGGAAAAUCAAGUAUGAAUAUUUCAGGAAAAUCUUCACAUUGUCUCAAAGAAGCAGAAGGACAGAAAAGAAAAACAAGGAAACGAUGCAGAGGCUGCUACGAAAUGUUAGCAGCAAAUGAAGGAUCCAAAGUGGCCAAAAUCAAGUCAAGAAAGGUUUCCACAUAUUGUGACUCAUGUGAUGGCACUCCAUAUCUAUGUUUAUCAUGUUUCAAUCUCAAACAUAACUAG